GUUGGGCAAACAGUAGGAGAUGCUAUCGCGGCGGGAGCAACCGCUAAAAACUCCGCAAAACGGCAGGGUACCAGCCAGUGAGUCUUUGAUUCUUGAGCGAAAAUGUUCCUGAUCCUGGUGAUACUGAUGACGAGCCCCAUUGGGGCAACGGGGAGCUUUGAGCAACCGGCCCAACUCGCCCAGUUUAUGGACAGGAUAGGACGAGUGUACCGUCUGACGGCGUUUACCGUGGCAAGCAGCGUGGAUGCGGUAGAUCCCACCUACCUGGACGGCCUCUAUCGCCAGUUGCGAAGCAACGCCUCCAACCACUUCAACCUGCUCCCGCAGAUGACGGCAACGAACGCAGAGGACACACAUUUGAAGUUUAGUGCCAUCCAGGAUGAGGAAACAGUGUACUUGGUGUUUGCAAGGAACCACACUGACGCAAUUAUAGAACUCCAAGCCAAGAGGGCCAGGGGAAGGCGCUACUGCAAGACAAUAUUCCUCCUAAGAGAUCCGAUUAAUCGUACGGAUCUGGCUCACUUCUUUGAGCUCCUUUGGCGGCUGCAGUUCAGAUCCGCCUUGGUGGUGGUCGCGAACCGCAGGUUCUACCAGAUGGACCCCUAUCCCCAAAUCAGGAUCAUUCGGAUGCGAAAGUUGGCAGCGUAUGACCCGCUCCACCUCUUUCCAUCGCCGAACGCGAAAAACUUUCAAGGAUACCGACUGCGGGUGCCAGUUCAGCAGGACAUCCCCAACACCUUUUGGUGGAUAAAUCUUCAAAAGAAGCAGUGGCACCUCGACGGCUUGGGUGGUACCCUCAUCACUAGGUUUAUGGCCCACUUGAACGUGUCCUUGGAUCUCUAUCCCCUAACGGUAAAUGGGUCCGAUUGGUUGGACCGGGAUGCCCUUAAUGGGCUGAUUAUUCAAAAUAAGAUCGAGAUGAGCCCGCAUCUGUACGAUACCAUUCACCCAAACAGCCAAGUGGACUACUCCUAUCCCACCUUGAUGUCGGAACGAUGCUUCAUGGUACCGCUGGAUAACGAUAUCCCAAGGAACCUCUACGUGUUCAUGCCCUUCCGGAGCUAUCUUUGGACUUGUUUAAUCAUCACCUCGCUCAUUUUGCACUUCGUCUAUGUGCGGAGAUUGGUGAAGAGCUCCCAGAUUUGGGCAGCCUUGGGGUUACCAGGAGCCGGCCACCGUAGAUCCAAGAACACCAAGCUCAGUAGCCUCGUAUCCAGUUCCCUGAUCCUGUUGGGGAUCUUCAUUCUGGGGCAGAGCUACACCACCAGACUCACUUCCUUUUUAGCGGUUACCCUGACUCAGAAACCGGCGGGCACUUUGGAGGAGAUCUUCAAGCUGCCCAACCGCAUCCUGGUAGUACCCUCAGACGUGGAGAUCAUCGUGGGGUCGUUGGGCCACAGCGAGGAGUUCAAACGAAAGUUUACCUUCGCGGAUCAAGCCACAUUCCAGUCCAAGCGCAUCGCAAUGGACCCAGAGUACAUCUAUCCGAUUAGCAAAGUCCGCUGGAUGUUCUUCAACAUCCAGCAGCGAUACCUGCGGAAGAAGCGCUUCAUCCUGACCGAAACAUGUCAGGGAACCUUCCCCUUUCAGUACCCCCUGAGGGUUGACUCGCAUUUCAAGGAUCCACUGCACCGGUUCCUGCUGAAGGUGCAACAAAGCUCACUGGACAAGAUAUGGUUCGAGACUGCCUACCGCCAUGCCCACUUCAUGGGCUACCUGCGGGACUUCUCCACCCUGGCGCAGUUGGAGGAGACGCUUAGGAUCAGGCCGCUGUCUCUGAAAGUCCUUUGUCCGGUCUUUAGUUUAUUCCUCUGCGGAAUGCUGGGCAGCGGAGUUGCUUUUCUCGUCGAGAUCCGCAGCAGCUUGGGGUGCAAGAUGAAAGGAAAGCCACCGCCUACUAACCGCAACCCGGGGACUCAAUCUUAAGCCUAAUCCGCAUACAAAGUAGCUCAUUUUUAACCGAAAAAAAACAAAUCGAAAUUAUUUAAACGAAUAUAAAGUCUAAUCUAAGUUUACGUAUGAUUCACACUCUCCCCCACCACCACCACCACCACCGCCACAAAACAAACAUCACCAACCUCGAAUGAACCACGAUCGGACCUAACCCAACGAAUCGAAAUUUGCAACCCAUCAUAUCCGUAUCCGUAUCCGUAUUCCCAUCGAACCCACUCCGAAUCCAUUGCUC
Drosophila bipectinata is the source of this 2185-nucleotide messenger RNA. It is a transcript of the gene Ir62a, whose product is annotated as Ionotropic receptor 62a. The record is from RefSeq and is a predicted model, not a curated record. Lineage: Eukaryota; Metazoa; Arthropoda; Insecta; Diptera; Drosophilidae.